Molecule: messenger RNA, 2940 nt
Organism: Erigeron canadensis
Lineage: Eukaryota; Viridiplantae; Streptophyta; Magnoliopsida; Asterales; Asteraceae
Product: receptor protein kinase CLAVATA1-like
Exons: 3
Coding region: 1-2940 (979 amino acids)
Biological process (GO): protein phosphorylation
Molecular function (GO): protein kinase activity; ATP binding; receptor serine/threonine kinase binding
Source: RefSeq, a predicted model, not a curated record
AUGAAGAUUUGUGUUGCUCUUUGCAUUAUCUUCACGUUUUUUCUUGAGUUCUCAAAUGGAUAUUCAGAUCUUGAUGCUCUCUUGAAGCUUAAAGCUUCUAUAAUAUUGGCACCCACCGGGUCUGGGUUACACGACUGGAAAUUACCCAAGCGUACCUCCAGUCGUGUUUCCAAUCAUUCCGAUUCACAUUGUUCAUUUUCUGGAGUUUCUUGUGAUGAAAAUUCACGUGUUACGUCGCUGAACAUAUCCUUUACUCCUCUUUUUGGAACUAUUCCUAAGGAGAUUGGCAUUUUAAACAAGCUUGUUUAUCUCACGCUCGUAUCUGACAAUCUAACUGGUGAAAUUCCGUUGGAGAUGAGUAAUCUUACUGAGAUCAGGUUUAUUGAUUUGUCUUAUAAUUCUUUUACUGGUGAGCUUCCUAGCGUCAUCAUGGCUCGCAUGACUAAGCUAGAGGCGUUCGAUGUUACUUAUAAUAAUUUCAGUGGGAAGCUACCAGUGGAGGUCCCUAAGUUGAAAAAUUUGAAGACACUUUUACUAGGAGGUAAUUACUUUUAUGGGGAAAUCCCUGAGGAAUACUCUGAGUUUCCAAAUUUAAAGACGCUAGAUUUGUCAGGAAACGAGCUUUCAGGAAGGAUUCCAGGGAGCUUGUCAAAGAUAUCGACUCUUAAGGAGCUUCGGCUCAGAUACUUUAAUAGCUAUGAAGGCGGAAUACCGCAAGAGUUUGGUUCUUUCGAGAAGCUAGAACUUCUUGACCUGGCAUAUUGUAAUUUAUCCGGAGGAAUACCAGAGAGCCUUGGGAAUCUUAAGAUGUUGCAUACAAUGUUUUCUUUUUACAACAAUAUCAGGGGUGAAAUACCAGCAAGCAUGUCAAGAUUGGUGAGUUUGAAAUCACUUGAUUUUUCUGACAAUCAACUUAUGGGUGGCAUACCAAAGAGUUUUUCAGAAUUGAAGAACUUGACAUUACUCCAUUUGUUUGGUAACCAUCUGUCCGGUUCUCUCCCUCCUUUUAUAGGAGAUCUCCCGAAUCUGGAGGUACUUAUGUUAUUUGACAACAAUUUCACGUCAUCGCUUCCAGAUAAUCUCGGCCGUAACGGCAAGCUACUAGAACUUGAUGUCGCGGGCAACCGCUUCACUGGAACGAUUCCACAAGAUUUGUGCAAAGGAGGAAAUUUACAGUACUUAUUUCUAAUGGAAAAUUCGUUCUUUGGGCCACUACCUGCUCAACUUGGCAGUUGCAAGACAUUGAUAAGAAUACGAGUUGACAAUAAUUACUUGAACGGAUCUAUUCCCGUUAGCCUCUUCAGUUUGCCAGAACUCAUCAAGGUUGAUCUCCGCAAUAACAACUUCAGCGGCGAACUUCCUGCAGAAAUGUAUGGCCCCUCUCUUGAAUUUAUUUUAAUAUCGAACAAUAACUUCACAGGGAAAAUACCUUCAGGAAUAACCGGUUCCGUUAAUCUACAAAUACUCUCCCUUGAAUUAAAUAACUUCGUUGGUGAACUACCUGAGGAAAUAUUUAACUUUAAAAGUUUGUAUACGAUUAAUCUUGGUGGCAACAAUCUCACCGGUGUCAUUCCAGAUUCAAUUGGUAAUUGUUCGGCUUUGAUAACUGUAGAUUUUAGCCGAAAUAAUAUAUAUGGUGAAAUUCCAAAAGGUUUUCAUAAUUUGGCAAGCUUGAGCAACCUUAAUCUCUCACGAAACAAACUGACGGGAGAGAUUCCAAGCAUAUUAGGUCACAUUAACAGCUUGACGGCGUUAGAUCUUUCGUAUAAUAUGUUGUCGGGUAUAGUCCCCUCAGACGGACGACUACAAGAAUUCAAUGAUGCGAUAUUCGCUGGAAACUCUAACCUUUCUUUACUACAUACCGAUCACAGUCCACACAAAUCUAAAGAUCACAAGCGACAAUCAAUCAUCAAAUCAAAACUCGUGAUCAUCCUAAUCAGCACAGUUGCCUUAUUCACAAUAUUGAUAUGUUUCGGUGCAUCAGUAUCUAUCAUAUGUAUAAAAAAGAAACGUGGUAAUCAAUCUGAAACAUGGAAGCUUACCACAUUUCAAAAAUUAGGUUUUAAAGUUGAAGACAUCGUAGAGUGCUUGAAAGAAGAGAACGUGAUUGGGAAAGGUGGUGCUGGAACCGUGUAUCGUGCUUUGAUGCCCAAUGGUGUUGAUGUUGCUAUCAAGCGUCUACAUGGCCGGGACUAUGGGUUUGAUGCAGAGAUUAAAACGUUAGGAAGAUAUAAGCACAGGAACAUAGUGAGAUUACUUGGAUUUGUAACAAAAGGAGAAGUCAAUCUUCUAAUUUACGAGUACAUGUCCAAUGGGAGUUUAGGUGACAUUUUGCAUGGACCAGGAGGGGAACAUAUCCAAUGGGAAGCAAGGUACAAAAUUGCCGUGGAGGUGGCAAAGGGAUUGUGUUACCUUCACCAUGAUUGCUCACCAAUGAUUGUGCAUCGAGAUGUCAAAUCGAAUAAUAUACUGUUAGAUUCUGACUUUGAGGCUCAUGUUGCUGAUUUUGGUCUGGCCAAGUUCUUGAGGCCCUCUGGUGCUUCCGAGUACAUGUCAUGUAUUGCUGGAUCAUUCGGAUAUAUUGCUCCAGAGUACGUACACACCUUAAAGGUAGAUGAAAAAAGUGAUGUCUAUAGUUUUGGAGUUGUGCUUCUUGUACUGAUAUCAGGUAAAAAAGCAGUGGGGGAGUUUGGUGAUGGGGUGGAGAUUGUUAAAUGGGUUAGAGAUACGAUUUCAAAGAACCCUCGCCCAACAGAUUCUUCUGUCGUGUUGUCUUUAUUGGAUUCGAGGCUCAGGGGUUACAGUCUCUCAAGUGUGGCAGAUGUGUUAAAGAUCUCGAUGAUGUGCGUGAGAUACGACAGCACAACUAGGCCUAGCAUGAGGGAAGUCGUUUACAUGCUAACAAAUAAUCCUCCACUCGAGGCCACACUUGCUGCAUAA